AUGGCCACCUUGGACGCAGCUAUGCCAGCCAACAUGACCGGACGUCGGUCUCCUCCUCCGCCGACAGCCGCAGCUGCAGCGGCGACGUCGCAGUCUAAGAGAGAUAGGAAGCGUCAGCUCCUCAUGGAGCGUCUUGCCAGCAUGAAUGAACGCUUCCAGCGCGACAAGGACCUGACCUACCGGGACCAGCUGCAGAAGAUUCAGCUAGACACGAAGCUGAUCCAGCGAUUCGACCCUUAUAGCCCCAAUGCACUCGACAUCAUUGCUGACCUGCAGAGGGAGCAUGACCAGAUGCAGGGUGCUCCCGUCAAUGCCGAGAACUCUCGCAGUCUCCUCGACAUGGCCGGCAUCAACUUUCACAACUUUCUCGCAGAGAUUGAGGACCUGAUCGAGGUCCGCGACUUCCAGCUCACCGAGUCCAAGAACGAAUACGAUCGAAAAGUCCGAGAAUACAAAAACGUCCACGCGUACAAGACAGAGACGGCCAGACGCGAGCACCGGGCCCUCACCAGCACCCUCCGCGACCGACUCAUCAAUACGCUCACGCAGAAGAAGAAUCGGCUCAACCGGGAGAAGGAGGUGCUGGAGAUCAACGAUUCCCAUGCGCUCCUCCUCAACCCCAACCAGUUCAGCAUCACCAACCCUUCCAGCCCCGGCGGCGCCCACGGCAAGCGGGCCACGCGCCUCCGCAAGGACGCCGAGGAUCUGUACACGGACAGCAGCAAGAAGCGUAAGCGCAACGGCGGCGGCGUCGGCGGCGACGACGACGGCUCGCCCGGCCCCUCGCGCCGCGGCCUCGACGCCAACAGCACCACGCCCCUCUGGCAGUCGGAAAAGGCCCGCGCCGCCGCCAAGCAGAGCGGCCCCCUGUACAGCAUCGACAAGCUCUUCACCGACAAGGAGCUGUCCCUGCACUACAACAACGCCGCCAUCGCCGCCCACCAGUACAUGCUGCGCAACCGGGUCAACGGCGCCUCCCCGGGCAUGGACGACAGCGACCAGGCCGGCGCUGGCGGCGGUCUCGGGGCCGACGACGACCUCGAGUCCCUGCCCUCGGCCGCGCCCGCCAUGGAGCGCCAGGUGUCCCACGCCACCCGCAGCACGCGCGGAGCCACCGCCGCCGCCGCCGCCAACAACCAGAACUUCCUCGACGACCGCAUCCUCGGCAUCGAAGGCAUCGCCAACUUUGAGGUCCCCGGCAACCUGGACCUCAUGCACGCCCAGGAGCCGCCCAAGGUGCCGCCCCCCGUCCCCCAGCAGUACCUGAAGCCCUACCCCCGCAGCGCCGACCAGAACUACCCCGUCCCCCUGUCCCAGGAUGACAUCCAGUCCGACCUGGCCAUCAUCAACACCCUGAAGCAGUAUGACAUGGCCCACAAGCCUGGCGCCCACCUCGACGCCUCGUCCAGCCUGCGCAGGGUCCUGGAGAACGUCGCCGUCCCCUACCACCAGGGUCGCUUCGUCGCCCUCACCUCGGCCCCCCGCGACGACGCCGAAUCCGUCACCGACGCCCUCGGCCUGCCCAUGUCCAGUCUGCGCGACCAGCAGAACAGCCCCUCUCUGCAGGGCGGUGCGCCCAUGAGCCGCCAGAGCAGCCUGGGCGGUGCGGCUAUGAGCAGGCAGGGCAGUACUAGGGGGCGUGGAAGGAGGAAUUGA
This is a messenger RNA of Geosmithia morbida, 1656 nucleotides long. RefSeq names its product Sds3-like. Gene Ontology annotation, molecular function: histone deacetylase binding. Bases 1 to 1656 code for a protein of 551 amino acids. The record is from RefSeq and is a predicted model, not a curated record. The transcript is spliced from 2 exons. Gene Ontology annotation, biological process: negative regulation of transcription by RNA polymerase II. Gene Ontology annotation, cellular component: Sin3-type complex. NCBI's taxonomy places the organism in Eukaryota, Fungi, Ascomycota, Sordariomycetes, Hypocreales, Bionectriaceae.